CUUGAGAUAAUUGUUUUGUAAAAGUGUCUCUUGUUUUAAAAUGUUAACUGUUGAUUAUGUUCAGUUUCCCUUAACAUAUAAGAGAUAUAAAAACUACUAAAGGAGACGCGUACUGGCAACGUAAUCCUCAUUGUUACGUUUGUAAAGGCAGUCUUAACACUGAUGAUAUUUAUUAUGAUUAAAAAAAUUUCGUCUUUCUAUAUAUUAUAACCAAAUAAUUGUUCGUUAACAUGUCUUCUGUCUAUGGCUUCGACGUUUGCUUUUUUUUUCUCGUGCUAUGAUUUUAAUUCAAUUCUUUGUUGCUCUUUCAGUCAUUAUUAAAAUAACUGUCUUUCUUCUUUAGUUAUACUUUCUAGCUGCUUCGGUAGUAGUCAUAAAAUCCUAAAAAGUGCAUCACGGGUCAUUUACUUUCUUAAAAGAGAAUGUUGGCCUCUUUUUUUCUCUUUUUUUUCUUGUUGUUUUAAUCGAUUAAAAUGUUAAGCAAACAUAUUUCAAGAGAAAAACAACUUUUUUGUUAGUUAGCUUUAUACAAAAAAUAUAUUUGUUUACACGAUAAUUUAAAUUUAUUCAUUAGGGAGAAGUAUCAUUAACAGAUCGGUUUCCCGUUACUAACUUAUUUUCGACUAUCAAUUGGUGACUAAAUUGAAAAAAUUUACACAAUUCUUUUUGUGUUCUUACGUAUUAAAGAUAGUACAAGAAUUUUUUGCUUUACAAAAUUCUUUUAACAUUUUUUUUUUAUGACUAAGCAAAAUUUUUUCAUUUUUUGAUUAAGGUAAUUACAUAAAAACUAGAUACGUGGAAAACUUCUCUUUUUUUGUUAACGCUUUAGUACUAAUUUUUACUGUUUCACUUGGAAUAAAAAAACAAUUUUAACAUUUUUUUUCGGCGUAUCAAUAUUUAAUAUUUAAGGAAACUUAGAGUCAUUUACAUGAAUGCGGCGUGAUUUGUAUAUAUGAAACAUAUAAAACAGAUGAUAAAGAAAACUCCGUAAUCAAUUAAGGUCGAAAUUUUUUUUUCGUAACAAGUUACGAUUGUCGGAAGGAAUUACACUUGUGAGGCAAUUUUAAAAAACCCGCACCAUUUUUUUUUAAUAUUUUUUUUAAUUUUUUGAUUUAAAUGUAUGCUUGCCGUUUUUAAAAUGCGUGAAAAUUAAAAAGUUUAUUGGGGAUGAUUAAAGAAAAUAAUGUGAAUUGGUCACAACGUAACUACAAAGUGACUUUAACACAACAUAUAUAUAUCCAUGAACGAAAGUUUCGUGAGACAAGCAGAAAACUACCUUUAAAUCCUCAAUUAUCUGUCGCUAUUGAAUUAAAAAAUUUUAAAAAUGAAGAAAAACCUAACAAUUUUUUUAAACUAUCGAAUGUACAAUCGGUGCCUCCUUGGACGCAGAAAAAAAUUGAAACUGUAGCAGCAACAAAAGAGGGAAUACAGUCUAUGGUGGGACAUUAUGAUACACGAUCGACACUAAUGGAUUCACCGCAUUUGAAAUGUAUCGAUUCCAUUGAGACAUUCCCUGUAGACAAACGGUAUUCAUCUCAAUCGAAUUUUUUUACAUUAACAGAAAAUGACAUAUUAACAUUUGAAGAAAGGAACUCUUGCAAACUUAAUGUUUUAUCAAAUGAAACCCAAAGUACUACAGAAGAGACUGGAUGCUUUCAUGCUGUCAAUUGUCGGUUAGUUCCUCAAUCUGAAUGCGAACUCAAUCAAGAGAAGGGUCAUGAAGUUUGUUACUUACCCAGUAAGACUUCUUCUUCUGAAGAAUCUGAACCUCCUGAGCAAGGACUUGAUAAUUUCUUUUCAAGAAUAUCGUGGCUUGUAUCCCUUCUUAUUUUACAAAGCUUUAUUUCCUUAAUACUAGAAAGAUUCAAAGAUUUAGUUCAACAUCACCCUAUUAUUCUUUAUUAUUUGACCAUGCUGGUUGGAGCUGGUGGCAAUGCAGGCACGCAAUCGACAGCUCUAUUAAUUCGUUCCUUAGCUGUCGGAUCGUGUAAAAAAAAAGACUAUAUGACAGUUAUUCUUGAUCAAUGUCGUAUAGGGCUGUACUUAUCUUUUAUUUUAGCCAUUAUAACAUUUUUCCGCUUAUAUAUUUUUGAGCACAACAUACCGGAAAUUAUUGCCGUAUCCACUUCAAUGUUCGUUAUCACCCUUUCCAGUGUUUUGAUUGGAACGUUAUGCCCUAUUCUUUUUAAACAAUGUAAAAUUGAUCCCGCCCAUGCAGGUGCCACGUCACAAGUUCUUAUGGAUCUUGUUAGCGUGUGUUUAAUAUGUCUUACAGCCAUUCUUAUGUUAGACAUUGUACUUCCUUUUUUUUUCUAGUUCACGUAUACUUGAUUCAUUCUAACAACAACGAUGUAUAUAUU
Messenger RNA from Hylaeus volcanicus, 2360 nucleotides. RefSeq lists its product as uncharacterized. The transcript is spliced from 6 exons. The record is from RefSeq and is a predicted model, not a curated record. Gene Ontology annotation, molecular function: monoatomic cation transmembrane transporter activity. Gene Ontology annotation, biological process: monoatomic cation transport. The coding region runs from base 1168 to 2316 and encodes 382 amino acids. NCBI's taxonomy places the organism in Eukaryota, Metazoa, Arthropoda, Insecta, Hymenoptera, Colletidae.